This is a messenger RNA of Hippocampus zosterae (dwarf seahorse), 1508 nucleotides long. RefSeq names its product B- and T-lymphocyte attenuator. The transcript is spliced from 6 exons. Gene Ontology annotation, biological process: immune response-regulating cell surface receptor signaling pathway. Lineage: Eukaryota; Metazoa; Chordata; Actinopteri; Syngnathiformes; Syngnathidae. Gene Ontology annotation, molecular function: signaling receptor activity. The coding region runs from base 235 to 1035 and encodes 266 amino acids. The record is from RefSeq and is a predicted model, not a curated record. Gene Ontology annotation, cellular component: plasma membrane.
AGUCAGGUCGUGCGCAACAUGAGAACACAAAAUAUGUUUUGUUGUCUUGGUCUGUUUGGAGACUGCAGCUUUUGCAAAAGCCCACCCACCAAUUUACAAGUACUUCCACUUCUCAUUUGCACAGACAGAACAGACAGAGGAAGUUGUACUUCUUUUUGUGUAUGCAAACGAUCGUGGGACUGAAGCCAGUUUCAUUUCGAAGUGACUGCAAGGAGAUGUGGAGUAUCAUCCUCGAUGAUGAAUCACUCAUGGAGAGUGCUAUUGGAGUCUAUUUUGGCAGUGCUGCAUCUCACUUCAAGUGUUAGCUAUGGUGAAAGCUGCCUGGCAAUCAUGGUGGGGCACACUAAUAAUUACACAAUUCAACUUGGAAAAAACCUCCAGAUUAAUUGUACAUGUUCCUAUAUUAACUGCACUCACCAAUCGGCAUACGAUGUCUCCUGGUAUAAGUUGCAAAGAGACGUUUACGUGCCAAUGAUCUUUGACUCUCAUACUCGCAUGGAGUCGAUAAAUUUAAGCAACGUGGAAACGAUGUUGUCAUUAUACUUCACAAAUAUACAAAAAAGCAAUGCAGGUAUCUAUCGGUGUCAAAAUGGACUCACCGUCGGACACAAGAUCCAAGUGUCUGUGUAUGAUAGCAACAUGAUGACCAACACCUCACUUAGGAAUGAAAGCAGUUUGCCAGAGGAAGGUCGAUGGAUGUACUUGUACUCUGCCAUAGGCACAGUGGCAUUCGUCAUCAUUGUGAUAUUUAUAUCAGUCAUGUCAUUGCAACGGUGCAAAGGUCACGCAAAGAGAGAGGCACAAACUGAAACUCAACAAACCGGUAUCAAACCACAAGAUCCGCCAACCUCCUCCAGCAGCUACAUUUACAGUAAAAUGAGUAGAAAGGAAGAAAAACAUCCAACAACAAGGGCAGAGACAGAGGGAAGCUCCAUCACGUAUGCCGCUCUCAACCACCACCAACCCCCCGGUGCUCCCAUUCGACCAAGGAGGCCCAAAGAGGAAAGUUCUGAGUAUGCAGAUAUACGAGUAUGACGUAUGGCCGGUGUUGGAAGAUCAGAUUUUACCCACGUUCAAGUCAAGGAAAUGACUUGUUUCACAUGAGACUAAAAACAGCAGCUUCCUCUCACAUCCCAAAUGUCAAUCUCGGAUUCGUAGGGAUGAGAUACGACUUUCAGGGGUCGUUGUUACCCCCCCCCCCCCCACACACACACACACAAGAAUGUAGCUCCAAGAAGAAAUUCACAUCAUGAGCGGAAGGAGAAGCAGGUUGCAUAAAUCAUGUGCAUUGUAGGUGUGACGCUUGCGGUUUGUGAAAGUGCUCGAGUUUGUGAAUGCAGCGCCUGCAAUAUGCUACGUGCACGGUCACGACACUUUUACAAGUGCUGCUAACUUUUGGCCCCGUGGUUCUCAUCUGUCCUUUGAUAAUUAAAGACAACAUUCUGUCUGGAUCAUUAAUGUUCAUGCUGUUCAAUGAAGACAGAAGUAAAAUCAGUAAAUCAAUGAAA